Molecule: messenger RNA, 1551 nt
Organism: Chlorocebus sabaeus (green monkey)
Lineage: Eukaryota; Metazoa; Chordata; Mammalia; Primates; Cercopithecidae
Gene: CHRNG
Product: cholinergic receptor nicotinic gamma subunit
Biological process (GO): monoatomic ion transmembrane transport
Cellular component (GO): postsynaptic membrane
Molecular function (GO): transmembrane signaling receptor activity; acetylcholine-gated monoatomic cation-selective channel activity
Source: RefSeq, a predicted model, not a curated record
AUGCAUGGGGGCCAGGGGCUGCUGCUCCUCCUGCCGCUGCUGGCUGUCUGCCUGGGGGUCCAGGGCCGGAACCAGGAGGAUCGCCUGCUCGCAGACCUGAUGCAAAACUACGACCCCAACCUGCGACCUGCGGAACGAGACUCGGAUGUGGUCAACGUCAGCCUGAAGCUAACCCUCACCAACCUCAUCUCCCUGAACGAGCGAGAGGAAGCCCUCACCACCAACGUCUGGAUAGAGAUGCAGUGGUGCGACUAUCGCCUGCGCUGGGAUCCGCGAGACUACGAAGGCCUGUGGGUGCUGAGGGUGCCAUCCACCAUGGUGUGGCGGCCGGAUAUCGUGCUGGAGAACAACGUGGACGGUGUCUUCGAGGUGGCCCUCUACUGCAAUGUGCUCGUGUCCCCUGACGGCUGUAUCUACUGGCUGCCGCCUGCCAUCUUCCGUUCCGCCUGCUCUAUCUCCGUCACCUACUUCCCCUUCGACUGGCAGAACUGCUCCCUUAUCUUCCAGUCCCAGACUUACAGCACCAAUGAGAUUGAUCUGCAGCUGAGUCAGGAAGAUGGCCAGACCAUCGAGUGGAUUUUCAUUGACCCUGAGGCCUUCACAGAGAAUGGGGAGUGGGCCAUCCAGCACCGACCAGCCAAGAUGCUCCUGGACCCAGCAGCACCAGCCCAGGAGGCAGGCCACCAGAAGGUGGUGUUCUACCUGCUCAUCCAGCGCAAGCCCCUCUUCUACGUCAUCAACAUCAUCGCCCCCUGCGUGCUCAUCUCCUCCGUUGCCAUCCUCAUCUACUUCCUUCCUGCCAAGGCUGGGGGCCAGAAGUGUACCGUCGCCAUCAACGUGCUCCUGGCCCAGACUGUCUUCCUUUUCCUUGUGGCCAAGAAGGUGCCUGAAACCUCCCAGGCGGUGCCACUCAUUAGCAAGUACCUGACCUUCCUCCUGGUGGUGACCAUCCUCAUUGUCGUGAAUGCUGUGGUCGUGCUCAACGUGUCCUUGCGGUCCCCACACACACACUCCAUGGCCCGAGGGGUCCGCAAGGUGUUCCUGAGGCUCUUGCCCCAGCUGCUGAGGAUGCACGUUCGCCCACUGGCCCCGGCAGCUGUGCAGGACACCCAGCCCCGGCUACAGAAUGGCUCCUCGGGAUGGUCGAUCACAACUGGGGAGGUGGCCCUCUGCCUGCCUCGCAGUGAACUCCUCUUCCAGCAGUGGCAGCAGCAAGGGCUGGUGGCAGCAGCGCUGGAGAAGCUAGAGAAAGGCCCGGAGUUAGAGCCGAGCCAGUUCUGUGGCAGCCUGAAGCAGGCUGCCCCAGCCAUCCAGGCCUGCGUGGAAGCCUGCAACCUCAUUGCCCGUGCCCGGCACCAGCAGAGUCACUUUGACAAUGGGAAUGAGGAGUGGUUCCUGGUGGGCCGAGUGCUGGACCGCGUCUGCUUCCUGGCCAUGCUCUCGCUCUUCGUCUGUGGCACGGCUGGCAUCUUCCUCAUGGCCCACUACAACCGGGUGCCAGCCCUGCCAUUCCCUGGAGAUCCACGCCCCUACCUGCCCUCACCAGACUGA